This is a messenger RNA of Pyrus x bretschneideri (Chinese white pear), 537 nucleotides long. RefSeq names its product N-(5'-phosphoribosyl)anthranilate isomerase 1, chloroplastic-like. Lineage: Eukaryota; Viridiplantae; Streptophyta; Magnoliopsida; Rosales; Rosaceae. The coding region runs from base 1 to 537 and encodes 178 amino acids. The transcript is spliced from 4 exons. Gene Ontology annotation, molecular function: phosphoribosylanthranilate isomerase activity. The record is from RefSeq and is a predicted model, not a curated record. Gene Ontology annotation, biological process: L-tryptophan biosynthetic process.
AUGGUCUAUUUGUUUGGAUCGCAUUCGGAAAAUGACUUUCUACGCAUCUCACAUAUAUCACGAAGAAAUCUUGUUGCGAACAAUUUUGCUAACAUGCUCCAUGGAGAUGGCUUCCGAGCAGGUUUUUCUGCAUUAGUUGGAGAGCACCGUAUAAUCUAUGUUCUUCAUGCUAACGAAGAUGGAAGUCUUGUGAACCAGAUUUCCGCUGAACAAUCUUCUCUGGUUGAUUGGAUUCUUGUGGAUAGUGCAAAGGGUGGCAGUUUACUAGCAACUUCAGUAGAAAGACAACGACGUAUUUCCUUCAAUUUAUUCGACAUAAUUACCACGCGAAGACCGUGUUUUAAGCUACCGAACAUUAGGAGCAAACACGGGCGGCUCUGGGCAGGAGGAAUAAAGCCUGAGAACGCUGGUGAGGCUCUUUCUGUCCUCAAACCUCAAGGAAUUGAUGUCAGCAGCGGCAUUUGCGGCCCAGACGGCAUUCAGAAGGAUCAAAUGCGAAUAUCUUCCUUCAUGAGUGCAGUUCGUUCUGUAAACUGA